Uranotaenia lowii is the source of this 1778-nucleotide messenger RNA. It is a transcript of the gene Kdm4A, whose product is annotated as probable lysine-specific demethylase 4A. The coding region runs from base 103 to 1401 and encodes 432 amino acids. Gene Ontology annotation, cellular component: nucleus. Lineage: Eukaryota; Metazoa; Arthropoda; Insecta; Diptera; Culicidae. The record is from RefSeq and is a predicted model, not a curated record. Gene Ontology annotation, molecular function: histone H3K36 demethylase activity; histone H3K9 demethylase activity. The transcript is spliced from 4 exons. Gene Ontology annotation, biological process: chromatin remodeling.
AGAACUGUCAAAAUAAAUAGAUCAAAACAAAUUCCAUCCACAAAACGGACAGAAAAGCUCAGUUUUCUCUUUCUUAAGUUUAAAACCAGGAUCGACAGUGCCAUGGCCAUCCCCCGGAUAAUGGUGUUUCGGCCCAGCUGGGAGGAGUUCCAGGAUUUUUCCGGCUACAUCAAAUACAUGGAAUCCAAGGGUGCCCACAAAGCUGGACUGGUAAAGGUUGUACCACCCCCUGAGUGGAUUCCCCGUAAACAGGGCUACGAUUUAAAGAACAUAAAUGUAACGAUAAAAACACCGAUAUCGCAAGUGGUCAGUGGUAUGCAAGGUCUCUAUCAGCAGCUCAACAUCCAAAAGCGAUCCAUGACCGUACAGGAGUUUUACGAAAAAACACGUCAGGAGCGGCAUGCUACACCGAGACACUUUGAUUACGAGGAUCUGGAAAAAAAGUUUUGGAAAAACGUCACAUAUGUUGCAGCAACCUAUGGCGCUGAUGUGCCGGGAAGUUUAACAGAUCCAGAAAUCAAAGUGUGGAACAUCAACUGCCUGGGGACUAUACUGGAUUACGUUAACACAGACUACAACAUAUCAAUAGCCGGGGUUAAUACGGCUUACCUUUAUUUCGGAAUGUGGAAGACUACUUUUGCUUGGCACACCGAAGACAUGGAUCUGUAUUCCAUAAAUUAUCUUCACUUCGGUGCUCCGAAAACCUGGUACGCGAUACCCCCAGAGCAUGGGAAAAAACUAGAAAAACUAGCCGAACGGUAUUUCCCUGCCAAUUAUAAUGAAUGCAAAGCUUUCCUGAGGCACAAAAUGACCCUCAUCAGCAUUCAGGUGCUCAAACAAAACGGCAUCCCGUUCAAUAAGAUUACCCAGGAACCGGGCGAGAUAAUGAUAACGUUUCCGUACGGUUAUCAUGCCGGUUUCAAUCAUGGGUUCAACUGUGCCGAAUCGACCAAUUUUGCCACGGAGCGUUGGGUCGAGUAUGGGAAACGCGCUUCGGUUUGCAACUGCCGUCCCGAUAUGGUCAAGAUAUCGAUGGACACUUUUGUGCGCCGUUUCCAACCGGAUCGGUACGAAAAGUGGGUACGUGGAGAGGACUACGGUUAUCAUCCGGAGGAUCCCAACACCUACUGCGCUGCACCAAAACCUAGGUCGUUGCCGAAACAUUUUAGAAGAAUGCUUGACCAACAACUGGAGGACCAAAAACGGGGAUGUGCCCCAGUCAAAAUGACAAAAAGGAAAACUCCUAAGAAGCUGCCCAAAACAAAGGUGAAAACGAUUUGGAGUCAGCUCGACGAUGGUCGAGAACAUGGGAUUUCCAAAAAUAUGCUGCUAGAUGGUCCUGCGAAAAACAACAACCGCAUUCGUUUUCAAACCAAAACCAUAAAGCUUCUAGAUGACUGAGGUCGGAUUACCAAAAAAAAACAUCAACAAAAAAGCAAACAACCAAUUACCCGACCAUGCGGAAGUUUAGUUUAGCUAGUAAAAUUGUCCGACCAUAGUGCAAUCGCAACGAGAAUAUCUGUAGGCAGUAUUUAGAAUCUAAGACGGUAAAUGCGAAGCGGUUUUUAAUCAAUUGAGCGUACCACCCCCAGUCACUUCUUGCUUUUAUUCAAGUUUGGUUGAGAAUUGUUUUAGAGUUUUUUUCUCCCUACAACCGAUUUAGUGCGUACACCUCAAUGUGUUGUGUACAUAGUGAGAUCUCAAUUUAUUUGCUGAAAUAUAAUCAAACUAAGUUAUUUAAUUUAAUUUCAAUUGAUUAUCAAAAGCAUUUUGAAAUG